UGAUACAGGUGGACUUCAUUGGAGUUCUUUGCUUCAAGUUCGAUGAACUGAAAUUUCUAUUUUUCCUCAGAAGAUUCGCUUGUCGUCAUAUCUUAUAAUGCCUUUCCCACCUAUAAAUCUGCAUCCACGGAUUUCAUCGCCGGGAAAAGAGCUUUUCAGGAAAAAGAAAACCAACACCAACGUUGUGCCUCCCCAGUCUUUGCUAGGUCAUAAAUCGAGGGAAGAAAAGGACUCAGAAAAAGAUCAACUGUCCACAUCAUGGCCCUCAGCCAAUCUGAAACAGAUGGGACGAAAGCCACAACAACAAGGGAGCAAGGACCCAACAGUGAGAAUUGGUCCCAGUCUAGAGACUGACGGCAAGAAUCCAUGGCUAGGGCUGCCAAAGCCAUUAGCCAGUUCGUGCGACAGUGUUCCGCGCUCGAGCUCCGGGGAGUCAGCGGCACGUCGAAGCAGCAAAUACUCCUCGCGGAAUUCCAUCGGGAAAGAGGAGGUUGAACAGGAGAUACAGUUUUCUUUGAGUUUGACUCCUGAGGCUAUUCUGGUGAUCCAGAAACGGAAUCUUGAAAAACAGAUGAUGGCCAAGCAGCAGAAAUGUUGUGCGUCUGCUGACUUAAGACACAGGCGAGUUUUCCCCUCCAAGAGAGCGCAAAGCAGUUCUAAGAACGCUGUACCUAUGGCAAAACUGGAGACUCCAAACGACAUAAGCACUAUCGUUAAGAUCUCGCUUCUUAAUGACCAGUAUAAAUAUGAUGAUGUUGAGUAUGAGGAGGAGGACGGAGACGUAGACGAAACGGUUAUGAGGAAAUGCAAAGAGUGGCUUAAAGGUGUAGAAAGUGCUGCUGCUUUUGGUAAAGUUGACAAACUCUCAUCUCUUCCACACCUGAAAAGCUGUUGACAGUAGACAACUGCAAAUUGCCGUUUCACACAAAUGA
Chanos chanos (milkfish) is the source of this 932-nucleotide messenger RNA. RefSeq names its product proline rich 18 (gene prr18). Bases 98 to 895 code for a protein of 265 amino acids. The transcript has a single exon. The record is from RefSeq and is a predicted model, not a curated record. NCBI's taxonomy places the organism in Eukaryota, Metazoa, Chordata, Actinopteri, Gonorynchiformes, Chanidae.